AUGGUCAUAGGUGGCUUCAGGCCUGAGGUACGACAAUUAAUAGGAUUACUUUUAUUAGUCAAUUACGAGGUGCCAGACCUGCAGACAUUCUUACCAUCAAGUAUGACAGAAAAGGCAGACAUGUACACAUCUCAGCAGCCAGCCCUUCUGUCCAUCCGUGGCGAUUCAGCUCACCAUCUGUGGAGAACUAUGAAGUCUGACAAUGCAAUCCUACUUGAGCUAGAUGGGCGCACCAUCUAUCCAUUUUCCAAAUUAGAAAUAACUCAUCACGUUUUAGACCUUUGGAGUAUGGAGAGACUCGGAGUAGCUUUACCUUACAGCAAUCUGAAUUCUCUUGUACUGGAUUUUUCCAAGUGUGGAGAUAACGGUGUGAAUAGACUUAUUUGUGGAUUAGAAGGGAACAGAAAGCUUUUAACCCUCAGCCUCUGCUACUGUGAUUUAGGACCUCAAAGUGGAACAAUAUUAGCAACUCUAAUAAUCCAGACUGCUAUUUGCAACCUGUUUCUCAGUGGCAACCAUUUACAAUGCUUGGGUGCCACCGAACUCCUUAAACCAUUAUCAAAAUAUGCAGAAGAGCUUGGACAAGAGAAAAAGUCAAACACUUUGGCAUGCAGUAAUAAUACUUCCCGCUGCAUUCUUGAAGCAAACAAAGAUGCAAGCAUUAAUUCAAAAGUUGUUCACAGAAAUACCACUUCUAGACCAAACAGCUCUAUGGAUACUGCAUUAGAAAGCAACAGGAAGAAAAAGAAAACAAAAGGCUUAAAGAAGAAAAGUAAGAAGCAUGACUUUGGUCCAUGGCUAGCUAAACUGCAUUUGGCUGACAAUGGUGUAGAUGGAAGGUUUAAACAAAGAGAAGAAAACUUGUGGGAGUUCAUUCAGCUUUUGACUAGUCUAAUCAAGAAUUCUAACAACCUAGUGGAAGUUGAUAUUGAUGGCAAUGCUAUUGGGGAGCAGUGUGCUUUCAAGAUAUUAGAAGCUCUUAAGGAACGAAAGAAAGGUGGGAUCUUCUAA
This is a messenger RNA of Anolis sagrei ordinatus, 1011 nucleotides long. RefSeq lists its product as uncharacterized. NCBI's taxonomy places the organism in Eukaryota, Metazoa, Chordata, Lepidosauria, Squamata, Anolidae. The record is from RefSeq and is a predicted model, not a curated record.